GGUGCAUUCUUGGAAGAUAGUUUAAACCAAUAUAUAAACAUAACAUUAGACAUGACAAGCUUCUCAAAGCGUGGUAAAGCUAUUGUAGAAAUUCCAUUAAAAUUUAUGUUUAACUACAAUGCAGGAUAUCUAAUUAACCUAUACACAUCCUUUAAAAAAGUUAUAGCUUCAUCUAACAACUGGUACCCAAUAAUCAAAAUGGAUAAAAAUGCUUUAAAAGAAAGCUAUAGCCGCGGAAUAUGUUGGGAUCAAUCAGAAUCUUGGAUUUAUGCUUGCGUAAACUUAUACGUAACAACCCAACAGACAGCAUGUUAUGUUUCAAUUGAUUAUGGAAUGGAAUGGUCGGAACUAGACAAUAGCGUUGGAUCUGUUCUUGGUCAUCAUUUAUUAACAAGAGAUUUGUAUGUUAUACAUCGAAAUCAAAAAACUUACUUGAUGUAUCACAAAAUAUAUAAAAAGUGGUUGGCGAUUCCUACCAACGAGUUUGAAAAAAAUGUAUCUAACAACUUAAACUUCUCUUUAUGUUUGAAGUUGGAAGGAACUAAUGAGCAGAUCUUAACAAUUCAAACUCAACAAUGGAUGGGAAACGAAGAAGGUUUAUUUUUCCGAAAAUCUAAAAGCGAUACUUGGACUCGUCGACUUGAGUGGAGAAAAUUCCUAUAAACAAAAAAAAAAGUUUUUUUUGCGAAAGUUUUAGUUCAUUUCACUUAAA
Hydra vulgaris (swiftwater hydra) is the source of this 712-nucleotide messenger RNA. RefSeq lists its product as uncharacterized. The record is from RefSeq and is a predicted model, not a curated record. NCBI's taxonomy places the organism in Eukaryota, Metazoa, Cnidaria, Hydrozoa, Anthoathecata, Hydridae.